Paramecium tetraurelia is the source of this 378-nucleotide messenger RNA. RefSeq lists its product as uncharacterized. NCBI's taxonomy places the organism in Eukaryota, Ciliophora, Oligohymenophorea, Peniculida, Parameciidae. The record is from RefSeq and is a predicted model, not a curated record. The transcript has a single exon.
AUGAUCAGGAAUGCUAUUUAUUAAUUAAUCAAAACUAUCAUACCUUAGUUUAUGGGAUUCAAUUAUAUAUUAUAAGUAAAUAAAGUACAUUUGCAUAAAGAAGCUACUGAAACACUACAACCAUAUCCGUGCUUCUUUGUGUCUUUCAACAAUCUAUCUGUUUUAUCACUAACUACUAGUUCCUUAUUCUUUCAGAAUUUUUAUGUAACAGUUGAUGAAUUAAGCUUAAAUAAAUUAGAAAAGAGAUCUAAGAAUUAUAGGUUAUUACAAUUAGUAUUGAAUUUAUAUCAAUUCUAAUGUUAGUAUAUGAUGAGAUAAAAUAAAUAUUUUUGUAUUUUAUGGAUAUAAUUGAGAUAGAUUCGUAAAGUAAACUAAUGA